AUGGAAGACAUGCAGCAUAAUGACGAUCAACGCAGUGGCAGUAGUGAUUAUGUGAUGGAAGACGAUCACAGUUCGACUGAAAACCGAUUCUCAUAUCAGGACGAGGAAGAUGGCACAUCUUCCAGUAGCGGUGAUUAUGUUGACGAUGAAGAUGCUGAUCACACCGGACUAGAGGAUGAGAUAUAUAUCGAUGAGGAAAACGAAGGCGAGGAGCUUGCGUCAAAUAACGAAGACAUGGGCUCUGAUAGCUCUCAGGAGGCUGCGAGGGCUUUCUCAGUGCAGGGCUUUUUGGGUAAUCUGGCUCAAACUCUGAGCGAAGGCGCUUCGCCAGCACGUAACAGAAGCCGUCAGGGGCCCAUGAGCUUGUCGGAUGUGUUUCCUGAGAUUUUGUCGGUGCUCAACGAAGGCGGUCAAGUCGGUCAGACGGGCCGUGGGGGCAGGAGUGAAAGAAUUCAGAGACUAGUGAACAAUGUGGCAAAUGCGGUUGACGAUCCCUACAUCGCGAUGGAGAGUAUUAGAGAACUUUCAGAACAUUUGUUGAUGAUGGAUCAGGUUAUUGUUGAAAGAAUCUUUCCAAUUGAUAAACUUGUGGCAAGCAUUGUUGGCCUGAUUUCCGAUCGGAAUCUGAAAAAUGAACUGGAACUGCAGUUGGUUUCAUGCCGAUGCCUGUAUAAUUUAUUUGAGAUUAGUCCUGAAAGUAUGGCAGUGGCUGUGGAUCAAAACGUAAUUCCCGCCUUGCAAGAACUGUUGCAAGAGAUCAGCUACAUCGAUUUAGCAGAACAAGUUCUGGAAACUUUAGAGCUCAUCUCAAGAGUGCAUCCGAAGGAUAUUCUGAGAUCAGGUAGUCUAACUUCCUGCCUCCAGUAUCUGGAUUUUUUCACCAUUCAUGCUCAAAGGAAGGCGGUAGCAAUUGUUGCGAAUGCUUGCAGCCGGGUGCAGUUGCAAGACUUUGAUACUAUCAAGGAACUGCUGACUAUAUUGAAACCUAUUUUUGUUAAUGCAGAGGAUCAGGUAAUGAUUGUCAAACUGCUUAAUUCACUUUACGGUAUAUGUGGAGGUCUUCGCCGUGAUUAUAUGUUAGAAGAACUUUUCACGGUAGAUGUACUGACUCAGAUCCUUCAACUGGUGGCCACCUCGGAGACACAUUUGGAUUGUAAAUUGAAAUGUCUGGAGAUUGUGACUGUUUUGGUUAGUAUUAGCAGCCAACUAGCGCUAGAAGUGAUAGAGAAAUGUGACAUUGCCAGAGUAAUUUCCGACUGCUUUGGACAUUACGCGAAGAGUUCCGAUGCUGCAUUGCACGAGACACUAAUGUUCGUGCCGAAGCCUCUAUUGCAUUCCAUGGCUCGUGCCAUAUCUGUCCUGUUUCCAGCAGAGUACGAGCAGAUUCUUUCUGUUGAUACCAUGAAGGAGGCUGGCCUCAAGAUCAACAGUGAUAAUCUGGACAAGUUAUUAAAGAACCUAACACCUUUAAUGGUCGAGAUAUACGUCAAUGCGGUAGACUUUGAAGUACGUCGUUAUGUGCUGAUUGCCCUUGCAAGGAUAUCUUCUCGCCUAACACCAGAGAAUAUUGCAAGCGUUGACGGCUAUAUGAUAAGAUUGGCCAGUUCUGCGUUAGCCCAAAAUCAGUCAUUGUUAGAGAAGGAGAAUGAUAAACUUCUGGUGGUUACAGGCUCAAUUGCCGGUAUUCUAUCGCUUUUGGAUGUUCUAACGGCCAGGUUCGCCCCAGAAAUCUUACCCAAGCUAAAGAGGGAGGGAAUAUUUAGCCUCUUACAAAUCCUUCAAUCAACAUUAAGCAAAUUGAAAGGCGAAGGGCAAAAUUCGCCCAUAGAUAAUCAAGAGAGCGCCAGCAGCGAUCGAAAUGACUUGAAUGACCAAGAGAGCGAGGAGGAGGAUGACGACAGCCAUGGACUUCAAUUUGGCAUUAUUGACAUACCUGAUGAGGCCGAACCGAAGAGAAUUAAAUUUAAUAUUUUAAGACCUUUGACAUUGAGCUAUACCUACAACAAGAUCUUCGAAUUAAGUAAGAAUUUGUUGCUUCUAUCUGAGGGAAACGAACAGACCGUGAUAAAGGAGCUACAGGAGAUCGAGGAUGUCGUGAAGUACCUGGAUUCGCUGAAGACUGAAACUUUUUCAAACCAGACAUGGUUUGACUUAUGGAGCAAUUUAAAAGCAUGUAUUUUCAGUGGGUCUUUUGAAAUAUCAAGUUUUGAGUUUGUUUCCACCGGCCUAGCAACAGCUCUUGCCCGCGUUGUUGGAGAACAUGGCUUCAAGAGUAGUGUACCAAGAAAGACCUUUUUUGAAGUAUUCGGACCUAGCAGUUCCAAAUUUGUGGAGAUUUUGCAGUCAGCAUUGACAAGGAUUGAGUCUUUUGAGAUAGUAGACUGCGGACUUGCAGGCGACGAGGGAAGAGUGGCAUCGCUGGGCAAGCAAGUGAAAAUUAAACUUUUAUAUGAUAGUGAUGCACAGACGGACAGCGUGCCAGAGCAAUUGACGAACAUAACGAUAUCUAUUCACUGUAUUUCCUCAUUCAGUGCUUUGAACGAGUUCCUGAGACACAGGAUUGCCCAGGCACGAUUUUUACAUUCACUUUUGCCCAACCUAUCAACACCAGCAACAUUUGAAUCCGAAACCGGGGCUAUUGAGAAUGUGAAGAAUUGGAUGUUUGAUUUUUAUAAUGACGAUGAGAAGUUUAAGUUGAGCGAGACAAUUUUUGGUGCAAUAUACAAGGCUUCGAAAGCCGGCGGAAGUCCAUUGAGUGACAUUUGGCACUCAGUGCAAACUAUAAAAUUCAAAAGAGCUGAUACACAUGAAAUAAAAGAACCUAUGCGGGUAGCCAGCAUCUACAGACAUCGGCAAGAUUCGGAAAGGAAUUGUUUCAAGCCGGCUGAGGACAUUCUGACUCUUUUGAAGUUUACGAAGAUAAGUCAACUUCCAAACGACAUUUUUAUCAACGCCAAACUGAGCGCCAAAUUGUCUCGUCAGUUAGAGGAACCCCUUGUUAUAGCCAGCGGCAUUCUGCCUGCGUGGUCUCUACAAUUGACAAAGGAUUAUAACUUCAUAUUUCCACUGGAGACACGACUUUUCUUCCUGCAAUGCAUAUCUUUUGGAUACGGGCGACUAGUUCAAAUGUGGCGAAAUAGGGUCGAAAGUUUGAAAGACUCCAAUGCUGACGACACCUUACAACAUCUUGGUAGAAUAACAAGGCACAAAUUGCGCAUUUCUAGAGAGACUAUGUUUCUAAGCGGAUUGAAGAUAUUAGACAAAUAUGGGGCUUCUCCAAGUGUUUUGGAAAUUGAGUACCAGGGCGAAGUGGGAACUGGGCUAGGCCCAACCCUCGAAUUUUAUGCUUCGAUUUCUAGAGAUUUCACGAAGAAAAGUUUGGGGAUGUGGCGUUGCGAGGACUAUGGCGGCCGUGGCGCGGAGAAUGAAGAACGUUAUGUUACCAACCCUCUUUUUCCUGCACCUUUAAAUCCCUCGAAGGAUAACACGAGGAUCGUGGAGUUGUUUCGGUAUCUGGGGAUUUUCGUCGCAAGAUCCAUGCUUGAUAAUCGGAUACUUGACUUUUGCUUCAGCACUCUGUUCUUCGAGCUUGCGCACAGACAAUGCAGAAUGACGGAUGGCAAUCGAAAGAUAAACGACGUGGAGGAAAAACUUCAACUGUUGCGAUCCAUCGAUCCGCAUCUAGCCAAGUCCUUGCGUUACUUGCGCAACGGGAAGGACAGCACAGAACUGGAGCAGAUGGCCUUGACGUUCACCUUGCCCGGUUUCGACAUCGAACUCAAGGAAAAUGGUAAGCAGUUGCUUGUUACUCCUGACAACGUCGAUGAAUAUGUAAAUCGAAUUCUCGACUACACUUUGCACGACGGAGUCCAGAAACAGCUUGAGAGCUUUAUUGAUGGUGUCUCAUCUGUGUUCCCAUAUUCGUCCCUGCUGCUGCUGACCCCCGAGGAACUUGUCGAGCUGCACGGGAGAUUGGAAGAAGACUGGUCUCCACAAACGCUCUACGCUUCGAUAAGCGCGGAUCACGGCUAUUCUAUGGGCUCUUCUACCAUCCACGAAUUGAUAUCGAUAAUGUCGUCGUUCAAGACUUCCGACAGACGUCUUUUCCUGCAAUUCCUCACAGGCUCUCCGAAACUGCCCAUUGGGGGUUUCAAGGGUUUAAAACCAAGACUCACUGUUGUUCUGAAGCAUCCGGAAGAUGGCCGGAAUCCAGACGCCUAUCUGCCUAGUGUGAUGACUUGCGCAAACUACUUCAAGCUCCCAAAAUACAGCAGCGAGGAAAUGAUGCGUUCCAGAAUAGCGCAAGCUAUGAACGAGGGCUCCAAUGCCUUCCUUCUAUCUUAA
Messenger RNA from Torulaspora globosa, 4344 nucleotides. It is a transcript of the gene UFD4, whose product is annotated as putative ubiquitin-protein ligase UFD4. NCBI's taxonomy places the organism in Eukaryota, Fungi, Ascomycota, Saccharomycetes, Saccharomycetales, Saccharomycetaceae. Gene Ontology annotation, cellular component: nuclear speck. Gene Ontology annotation, molecular function: ubiquitin protein ligase activity. The transcript has a single exon. The coding region runs from base 1 to 4344 and encodes 1447 amino acids. Gene Ontology annotation, biological process: proteasome-mediated ubiquitin-dependent protein catabolic process; protein polyubiquitination. The record is from RefSeq and is a predicted model, not a curated record.